ACACACACACAUAUAUAUAUAUAUAUACCCCCAACCCCUCCCCACACAUGCACACACAAACACGUGACUUUUACUUGUGAAUGGCACCGACUCUUGGCACCUCCUGCGGCUGAGAAGUAGCCGUCAGUCCGGGGCGCUGCUACCUGCUGCGGACCGAGCCUGCGCCGCUCGUGGACUGAGUCGCUGGCGUGACUGUCUUCUGCGCUUUGGAGUGAACGCAGCCGCCUUUACCGGCGCAGCAGUUAUUUUUUUAUUUUUUUUUAGGAGUCGCUAUUUCGGACUGAUUGGAGAAACGUGCAGUUUUGGACUGAGGAUCCGCACGGAGCGCUGCAGCAGACACCGGAUCAUCAACAGCAGCAGCAGCAGCGGCGGCGGCGGCAGUGGAAGGAAGGAAGGAAGGCGAUGGUCAGAAAAACAGAGGUUCAAGUCUAGAAAAGAUCUUUCUGUAGUCGAGUCCACGGCAUCUGCUGCAGCCAUGUUUAGGAACAGCUUGAAGAUGCUGCUGACGGGAGGGAAGGCCAACCGCAAGAGCCGCAGCAGUGAUGGUGGGAGCGAGGACUUGGCAGACCCGCGCUCGCCCAGUCUAGACCCUCACCUGAGCCACAUCGGCCAAGGUGGCAGUAUAGACAGUGACUGUGCCUUUGAAGGAGACUACGCCGUGCCCCCGCUCUCCAUGACCGAGGGCAUGCAGCACAUUCGCAUAAUGGAGGGCGUGUCGCGCUCGUUGCCCUCCUCCCCGCUGCUCACCCACCAGACCAUCAGUGUCAGGCUGCAGCCGGUGAAGAAGCUCACAGCCCCUCUGCGGAAAGCAAAGUUUGUGGAGAGCCCUCGCAUUCCACAAUCAGAGCUUGGCUCCCCUACACACACCUCCACCACUGCCAAGAAUCCAGACCUGGACACAUACUGCCCUGGGGAGUCAAGCCAGGAGCUGGGCCCCCCUCCGUCGGUGGAUGAGGCAGCCAACACAUUGAUGACGCGCCUGGGUUUCCUUCUGGGAGACAAAGUGAGCGAGGGGCCACCCGGUACCCAGUACAGCAUGGAGGAACCCGAGGCAAGACAGGGCCAGAACCAGAGGAUCAGCCCGUGCUCCACCCUGACCAGCAGCACCGCCUCCCCACCUGCAGGCAGCCCCUGCUCCACCCUCCCUCCGGCCAUGCCCGGCCAGGCUGGCAACAAGGACUGCGCCUACGGUUCCGUCACCAGUCCCACCUCGACACUGGAGAGCAGGGACAGCGGCAUCAUUGCCACUCUGACCAGCUAUUCCGAGAACAUGGAGCGAGGCGGAAAAUACGGCGAGGGAUCGCGGGGAAACCUGAAGCUGUGGCAGUCCCAGAAAUCAGGCAUGGACUCGUUCCUGUACAGGGUGGACGAAAACAUGACCGCCUCCACCUACAGCCUCAACAAAAUCCCCGAGCGCAACCUGGAGAGCAUGUCCUCCCACUCUGCCCACUCCAUCCCCCUGUACCUCAUGCCCCGCCCCAACUCUGUGGCCGCCACCAGUUCGGCCCACCUGGAGGACCUGGCGUACCUGGAUGAGCAGAGGCACACUCCGCUGCGCACCUCGCUGCGCAUGCCCAGGCAGAGCACCACCUGCGGGCCGGGUCGCUCCGGGCAGGACCUGAGAGCUUCCGCAAAUAAUGCCCAUGCCUGGCAAUCCCAGUCACUGCGCUUUGCACCCUAUCGGCCUCAAGACAUCGCCCUCAAGCCUCUGCUGUUCGAGGUUCCCAGCAUCACCAUGGACUCCGUGUUCACGGGCCGCGAGUGGCUCUUCCAGGAGAUCGACGCCCACCUCAACAGCCCCAACUCCAGCACCAACCAGGGCGUCGUGGUGGUGGGGAACAUCGGCUUCGGCAAGACGGCCAUCAUCUCUCGCCUCGUGGCGCUCAGUUGCCACGGCACCCGCAUGAGACAGAUUGCCUCCGACAGCCCUCAGGCCUCACCCAAACAUGGAGAGGGGCUCCCUCUCACACAGCCACAGCCCACGCAUGGCACCCUAGGAGGAGGCAGCUGUCCCGGGACCCCUGAGAUGAGGCGACGUCAAGAGGAGGCCAUGAGGAGGCUGGCGUCUCAGGUGGUGGCGUACCACUACUGCCAGGCAGAUAACGCCUACACCUGCCUGGUGCCGGAGUUUGUGCACAACGUGGCGGCUCUGUUGUGCCGCUCGCCGCACCUCGUCGCCUACAGGGAGCAGCUGCUGAGGGAGCCGCACCUACAGAGCGUCUUGAGCCUGCGUUCCUGCGUCCAGGACCCCCUGGCCUCCUUCAGGAGGGGGGUCCUGGAGCCCCUGGAUGCACUUUACAAAGAGAGGAAGAUCAACUCCGAGGAGGACCUCAUCAUCCUCAUAGACGGCCUCAACGAGGCGGAGUUCCACAAGCCAGACUACGGAGACACCAUCGUGUCCUUCCUCACCAAAACCAUCAACAAGUUCCCUCCCUGGCUCAAACUGGUGGUCACCGUCAGAACCACGUUACAGGAGAUCACCAAUGCGCUGCCGUUCCACCGCAUCUCCCUGGACAGCCUGGAGGAGAACGACGCCAUAGACCAGGACCUGCAGGGCUACAUCCUGCACCGCAUCCACAGCAGCCCGGAGAUCCAGAACAACAUCUCGCUCAACGGCAAGAUGGACAACACCACCUUCGGCAAGCUCAGCGCCCACCUCAAGGCCCUGAGCCAGGGAUCCUAUCUGUACCUCAAACUCACCUUUGACCUCAUUGAGAAGGGCUACCUUGUCCUCAAAAGCUCCAGCUAUAAGGUGGUUCCCGUCAACCUGGCGGAGGUAUACCUGCUGCAGUGCAACAUGCGCUUCCCCACACAGUCGUCGUUCGAGCGGGCGCUUCCCCUGCUCAACGUGGCCGUGGCCUCGCUCCACCCGCUGAACGACGAGCAGAUAUAUCAGGCCAUCAAUGCUGGGUCGCUGCAGGGCACACUGGACUGGGAAGACUUCCAGCAGCGUGUGGAUAAUCUGUCAGUCUUCCUUGUAAAGAGGAGGGACGGAACAAGGAUGUUUGUUCACCCAUCCUUCAGGGAGUGGCUGAUCUGGAGAGAGGAAGGAGAGAAGACAAAGUUCCUCUGCGAUCCGAGGAGCGGACACACCCUACUGGCCUUCUGGUUCUCUCGGCAGGAGAACAAACUGAACAGACAGCAGACUAUCGAGCUGGGCCAUCACAUCCUCAAAGCACAUAUCUUCAAGGGUCUCAGCAAGAAAGUUGGAGUUUCCUCAUCUAUCUUGCAAGGCCUGUGGGUAUCCUACAGCACAGAGGGUCUCUCAGCGGCACUUUCUUCACUCCGAAACCUCUACACUCCCAACAUCAAGGUGAGCCGGCUGCUGAUGCUGGGCGGCGCCAACGUGAACUACCGCACAGAGGUGCUGAACAACGCGCCCGUCCUGUGCGUCCACUCCCACCUGGGCUACAUGGACAUGGUGUCUCUGCUGCUCGAGUUCGGCGCCUCUGUCGACGCCCAGUCCGAAAGCGGCCUCUCGCCGCUUGGCUACGCCGCCGCCGGGGGACACAUGGCCAUCGUGACCGCGCUGUGCCGCAGGAGAGCCAAGGUGGACCACCUCGAUAAGAACGGCCAGUGCGCCCUGGUUCAUGCAGCCCUCAGGGGCCACAUGGAGGUGGUGAAGUUCCUCAUCCAGUGUGACUGGAGCAUGGGGCAGCAGCAGCAGCAGCAGUCGCCCCAGACCCAACAACAGGCGGCGUUCACCAAGAGCCACGCGGUCCAGCAGGCUCUCAUCGCUGCAGCCAGUAUGGGAUACACAGAGAUUGUGUCCUACCUGCUGGACCUGCCAGAGAAAGAUGAAGAGGAGGUGGAGCGGGCUCAAAUCAAUAACUUUGACACCCUGUGGGGAGAAACAGCUCUGACUGCGGCCUCCGGCCGGGGGAAGCUGGAGGUUUGCCGCCUGCUGCUGGAGCAGGGCGCGGCUGUGGCUCAGCCCAACAGACGGGGCAUCGUGCCGCUGUUCAGCGCCGUCCGACAGGGACACUGGCAGAUUGUGGACCUCUUGCUCACACACGGAGCUGAUGUCAACCUGGCUGACAAGCAGGGUCGUACCCCUCUAAUGAUGGCGGCCUCAGAGGGACAUUUAGGGACUGUUGAGUUUUUAUUAGCUCAAGGAGCCUCUCUGUCUCUGAUGGACAAGGAAGGUCUGACUGCGCUGAGCUGGGCGUGUCUGAAGGGACAUCUGCCCGUCGUCCGCUGCCUGGUGGAGAGCGGAGCCGCCACUGACCACGCCGACAAGAACGGACGCACUCCCCUCGACCUGGCCGCCUUCUACGGAGACUCUGAAGUGGUCCAGUUCUUGGUCGACCACGGGGCCAUGAUAGAGCACGUAGACUACAGCGGGAUGCGUCCUCUCGACAGGGCGGUGGGCUGCAGAAACACGUCGGUGGUGGUCGCCCUGCUCAAGAAAGGCGCCAAGAUAGGAUGUCAGACGCUGCCCAGUCGGCCCCGAGGUCCAGCCACAUGGGCCAUGGCCACCUCCAAACCCGACAUCAUGAUCAUCUUACUCAGCAAACUCAUCGAGGAGGGGGACAGCUUUUACAAGAAGGGGAAGGUGAAAGAGGCUGCUCAACGCUAUCAGUACGCUCUCAAAAAGUUUCCACGCGAAGGCUUCAGCGAGGACCUCAAGACAUUCAGGGAACUCAAAGUAUCGCUUUUCCUCAACCUGUCCCGGUGUCGGAGGAAAAUGAAUGACUUUGGGAUGGCUGAGGAAUUUGCUACCAAGGCACUCGAACUGAAACCAAAAUCGUACGAGGCAUACUACGCCAGGGCACGCGCCAAGCGUAGCAGCAGACAAUUUCCUGAAGCCUUAGAGGACCUGAAUGAAGCCAUAAAGCAGUGCCCCAAUAACAGAGAAAUCCAGCGGCUGCUCCAGAGGGUGGAGGAGGAGUGUCGUCAGCUCAGCCAGGAGGAGCACCAGCAGCAGGACCUGGAGCUGGAGCCUCCGCCCUCCCCUCCUCCUACGCCACCGCCGGAAGAGGAGGAGUCCCUGUCCAUGUCCAUGUCCAUGCCUCUUCCCCCUCCCCCGGAGCCUCGUCUGGAGGACAUGGAGCCCGUCCAGGACCUGUUCGAGGAUGAGGACUACCUGGAGCAGGAGCUGGAGGCCAUGUCGAUGGGUCUGCCACCGGAGUCCCACAGCAAUCCUUCGAGCCUUCCCAUCAUUCAGAGCCCGCCGCUCUCCCCCACGCACCCGGAUCAGAUUUAUUUAACCGGAGGCUCACCCAUGGGCCAGCCCUAUGAGUAUCACCCCACCUCCUCCUCCAUGUCCUCCCCGACUCGAGGCACGUACCAGCCCACGUCGCCCUCCCUCUCCCCGACGCAUCAGAACUCCCACUACCGGCACAGUCCUCCCCACACCUCGCCGGUGCACCAGCCGUCCUACCGCUUCAGCCCGCCCCCGAUGGGCACCGGGGGCCAGGGGAUGGAUCACCAGAGCCCGCCGCCUUCCCCUUUACGACGGGCCGCUCAGUACAGAGCCAGUCCACCGGUAGAAAGCGUGUGCCUGUACAGGUCCCAGUCCGGAUCGCCCGUGCGCUACCAGACGGAGCAGCUCCCCGGCCGACCCAAGUCCCCCCUGUCCAAGAUGACCAGCCAGCGUUCAUUCCAGCUGAGUUCCCAGCCCUCCCUGUCCUCCCAGCACCACCAAGCCCAAGGUCUCCGGCUCCAGCCUUCCAUAGCCCAAAUAGUGCGCACAAACCAGCCCAGCAGUGUGAUGGGUAACAGCAGCUACGGCGGCCAGAUGGGCCACUCCAUGGGCGGUCGCUACCAAGGGGGUUCAGUGGACGUGGAGAGCCGCCUGGUUUACCAGCCCUCCCUGGACGGACGGUCCAUGCCCCAGGUCCAGGCCAGCCUCAGCUCUGGGGCCCUCUGUCAGCACGGCGGCCGAGGAGGGGUUAUGGAGUCGAGCCUGUUGAAGGAUGACUUGCCCCAGCGCCCCUCCUCUGCCUACCGCGCCAGCAGCGGGGGCCCGGGGGGCAUCCGUUACAGCCAGACACCUCAAAUAAGCCGCAGCCAGUCAGCCGCCUAUUACCCAGUGUCUGAACAUGUACUGGAGCGCGCCAACGCUAUGCCCCCCUGCCAGCUGGGCUCUCCUGAGAUCCCCCAUAUGGUGAGACGCCCCGUGAGUGCCAAUACUACUGAGAUGAAGCAGCAUGUGCCCACCCCCAGGCCUCUCAUUCACUCUCAAAGCGUAGGUCUGCGAUUCUCCCCCUCCAGCAACAACAUCUCAACCGGAUCCACGACGAAUUUAGCACCGGGCUUCAGGCCUUCCUCCUCCAUUCAGCAGAUGGAGAUACCCCUGCAACCCACGUAUGAGCGCACCUGCGAUGACAUCUCUCCCAUCUCCCCCUCUCAGGGCGGCGGGGGGCUGUAUCAGGGCGAGACCACCCGCUCUCGGAACACGCCCUUCAUGGGCAUCAUAGACAAGACGGCACGGACUCAGCAGUACCUGCAUCAGCCCACCAGGUCCAGGGCCAUGACGUCUAUGGAUUCCGCUAUUAGCCCCACCUCGCCUGGCCAGCUGGUCCAACAAGGGUCCACCUACAGCCCCCCUGCCUCACUGGGUAACAUCGCCUACUACAAUAAGACCAACAACGCCCAAAAUGGACAUUUGUUGGAGGAGGACUACUACUCCCAGACCCAGCCCCCGUCACUCGGCAAAUUGGCCAACGGCUCUCGUGGCAGCGGGGACAUCCUGGAGCGGGUCAGCCAGGUGCCCACGUACCCCGACGUGAAGGUGGCGAGAACUCUGCCAGUGGCACAAGCCUACCAGGACAACAUGUACCGCCAGCUCUCGCGUGACUCCCGGACCCAAGGCCCCACUUCCCCCAUCAAACCAAAGAGACCAUUUGUGGAGUCAAAUGUGUGAUGGCCUGUCUGUGAGUGGAUGGUUUGAACUGGGCUUGUUUGUGGAAGUGAGAGGGGAAAAAAAUAAUAUAUAUUUAUUUCAAAAGCAGAUAUGACAUGUGACCUGUGUAUGUGACAAUGGACGAACUCAUCUGGAAGAAAGAGACGAAUGGAGUCAGAAUGGAAACUAUACAACUUGCAAACACACACACACACACACACACACACUUAGAUUUAAUAGACAUUAUCGUAUAUGAAAAACAUGACUUAACGAUGAGAAGUGAUCAUUUCAUUCACAUAUUCUGCACACAUGUAGGAUAACGGGAGGGUUCUGAGUUCGGAUCUCGUUCUAAAUCAAAGACCAGUGCACUUCCAAAAACGUUGCGUGGCACAAAGCUCCCACAAGCGGCCACAACAGGUGGGACUGCAAGCGUGAAAGUACUUACUCAUCGGACUCUACUCGUGGACUCGUAUCCAUCUUCUGUUCUUUCAAAGUGUGCUCUUAACCAAGGUUGCUAGUAGGCUCUAUUCUAUGUAAUACAAUAUUAUAUGUUCAAUACUGUACAUUUGCUCAGAAAAUACAAAAAGGCUCAACAACUCAGUACUUAGAGAAAAAUGACAAUAUUUAUAAUUAAGUUAUAUAUUGUACAUAGAAAUAAAACAUAGUUUGCAUUUUGAAUUUUUAUUUUCCGUUAACCCUGCCGAUGUCUCACACUGCUUAGUAACAUGGACGUGGAGGAAGGAAUGAGGGACACGGGGCUGACCUUGAAUGGCAUGAAUACCUCGAAUGUGUCAAAAUAAAAAAAAGGAUUUUUGUCAUGUAAUGCAAACUUAUAAAUUGUUCUGCGUCUUAGUUUUGGAUAGAGUAACAUCCUACUCCAUGAUAUGUCUCUUUUUGUGAUCUGUAAGGGCAUAAAACCGUUAUUCCUCACACAGGAAAAACAGAAUGUUUGUCAUGUGUGCUUGAAAAAUCAAUUAUCACUCUCACUAGAUUAUUUUUAUGUAAAACAUUUGUUUAAGCUAAAAGCACAUAUGUUAGGCUUAACCAGAAUAGCAAAAAGUAAAAUGCAUUUUAAAGUCUAGGCCGUUUUGAAAAUGCUUGUAUCACAACAAAAAAAUCCAACGUUUCAGUCCCUCAAUUAUUAUUUUUCUGAUUUAAUCCUUUUUGCAAUAUCUGUGAUGAUUUCCUGCAUUUCUUUCUCACUCCGCAGACCUUAAAUAUUCCAUCUUAUAUCAAGCGAAACUAAAUAGACUCUCAAGGCCUUAAACCUUUGCCGUGUAUUAGUCUAGUUUUCUGUCAGGAAACAUAACACUUUGUGGCAAAGUAGUUUUUCCCCCCCAGCUCAGAUUUUAUCCAGAUCUUCGGCUGUAGGAAUAUUAAAUAGUCUCCGAGAGAAUGAGCGGUGAUAUUUAUCACAUGUCACUCGAGCGUCAGAGUUUGCCUUUGUCCCUCCUUCCUGCUGCUGAUGGGUUAAGAUAGCGCUCACCGACGGAAAAGCAAGCAAAUGCGUACACCACCACCGUUACAGACCCUUCCUUCCGCUUUAUUUUGUCUCCGUUUCUUUUUUCUCCAUAAUGCAUUUUUAUUCAGCCACUUCUGCACUAAAAAUGCCUGUUAAUUUCUUAACUAAGGGUGCACUUUAUGUAUUUUACUUACUCUGUUGUUAUGAUUGUUGAGUUUGGAGAAAAUGGGUGCGUGUAGAUCAGUGUGACCGGCGUUAACCAGACUAUCAUAGACACUACUACUACUACUACUAUUAUUAUUAUUAUUAUUAUUAUUAUUAUUAUUAUAUGAUUUGCAACGCAGUGAUGAAUGACGAUAUGAAGAGCAAACAAAUGUUUUUAAACCGGUGAGGAUGUAUAGACUUUCUAGCACAAGUUGUAUAUACUGGCUGAGAUAUUUUCCGCUCCGUCCGGCUCGGUUUCUGUUUCAAGAGGUCGCUCAUAGUCAUUAAAAGAAACGAUCCAUUAAAAGUCCUCUAUAAGUCGGCCAGUCUAACCCGCUGGUCUUGCACACAUCUCGAGAAUAAGUGGAAUCUACUGCAACAAGAACAGAUUUUAGUAUCCAGAAACUCCAUAUUUGGAGUUGGGGUCAUAGAGAUAGCGGGAUAGCGGGAAGUUAUUUGUAUAUGUGGGAAAGGUUAUAGACCAUUUGUCUGUAACAUUUUAUUUUGGACGUCCAAUAAAGAAUAUCCUCCUCCUGUCCAUCCUCAGUUUCACCCGCUACCAGAGAGAUGCCCUACUUAUCUUUAAAGAAAUGAAGGUAUAAACUGUAUUAUACUUAAUUUACUUUUUAAGUUGAGGACAUGUGAGGGUGUAUGGUUUCAAGCUGUAUGUGUAUAUUAGUUUGCUGUAAAUAGUCCGAUGCAUGUUCUAUUCUUUCCAAGCAGAAACAUGUAUAGCCGUGUCUCCGGUGUGCGGUGAUGCGGCGCCGGGAUUUUCCGAUAAGGAGACUGCUGUCCCUGAACUGUCCUUAUCAUUUCCCCGUCGGCCCCCACCGGACAAAAGCGAGAGGUUCUUUUUAUUUUAUUUUGACGUAUUUGCUUGCUGAGCAGAGUUCUCUUGUCUGUAAAUGUGAGCUUUCAGAUCGCUGUGAUAAAAAGUUUAAUUAAAAACAAUAAAAAAGAAUGUGUUUUUAUCUCAUGAUAACUGAUUGUAAUCUGUACAGUCAAGCCUAUGUAUUGGAGAAAAAGAAAAAAAAAGGACAUAUUUAUAAAUGGUUACCAACUGAAACACA
This is a messenger RNA of Mugil cephalus (flathead mullet), 9583 nucleotides long. RefSeq names its product tetratricopeptide repeat, ankyrin repeat and coiled-coil containing 2b (gene tanc2b). Gene Ontology annotation, molecular function: protein binding. Gene Ontology annotation, biological process: regulation of dendritic spine morphogenesis. Gene Ontology annotation, cellular component: dendritic spine. The record is from RefSeq and is a predicted model, not a curated record. NCBI's taxonomy places the organism in Eukaryota, Metazoa, Chordata, Actinopteri, Mugiliformes, Mugilidae.